Harpia harpyja (harpy eagle) is the source of this 2802-nucleotide messenger RNA. It is a transcript of the gene FBXW8, whose product is annotated as F-box and WD repeat domain containing 8. The transcript is spliced from 11 exons. Gene Ontology annotation, molecular function: protein binding. The record is from RefSeq and is a predicted model, not a curated record. Gene Ontology annotation, cellular component: centriole; Cul7-RING ubiquitin ligase complex; ciliary basal body. The coding region runs from base 287 to 2053 and encodes 588 amino acids. NCBI's taxonomy places the organism in Eukaryota, Metazoa, Chordata, Aves, Accipitriformes, Accipitridae. Gene Ontology annotation, biological process: cilium assembly; protein ubiquitination.
CCUGCCCUCGCCCCGGCCCUCGCUCGGCCACCAGCGCCUUUCCAAUGCGGGGCCGUGGAUCCCUAAGCCUCCAUCGCGCCCCUCGUGUGCUCGCCGGGGGCCGGCAGCCCCACCGCUGACAGCGGCCUCGGGCCCACAAAAUGGCGGCCGGCGGGCCCCCACCGCCGUGUCAGCCGGGCCCCGGCGGCCGUAGGAACCUUUGCGCGGCGGAACGCGUGGGCGCGGGGGGCGGUUUCCGAGCCGGGCCGGGCCGGUUGGAGGUUGGGCCGGGCCCGGCCCCGCCGCCAUGGCCGAGGUCUCGGCGGAGCUGGAGCUGUUCCGCCGCCGCUGGCGGGAGGAGCUGGCGGGGGACGCGAAGCGACGGCGGCGGGAGGCGGUAGCAGCAGCGGAGCCCGAGAGCCGCCGCGGCGCGGAACCGGGCGAGCCGGGCUACCUAACGCUGGCCCGCGGCCUGCUGGACGGCGGCACCCCGGCCUGCCGUAGCCCGUCUCCCGCCCGCCCCACCGAGGAGCCCGCGGGGGACGGCGACGGCGACGACCUGCUGGGGCAGCUCAUCCGAGACCUGAAUGAAAUAAACGAGGUUCCUUUCUUUGAUAUCCAGCUGCCUUAUGAACUGGCACUGAAGAUAUUUCAGUACCUGGGCAAGACUGAAUUGGGAAGAUGUGCUCAGGUCAGCAGGACAUGGAAAGUACUUGCAGAAGAUGAAGUGUUGUGGUACCGGUUGUGCCAACAGGAAGGAUACCUCUUAGAUACGAGCAUCUCUGAUCAUUCCUGUUGGAAGCUCACCCUCAAGAACUGCCGUGCCAGAGAGCGCACUUUGAAAACCAACUGGAAGAACCGCGUCGGUGCUGUGAGCCAGCUGCAAUAUGAGCUGGGAAAAAUUCUUUGUGAUGUACAUUCUUGCGAUGGAGUUGUUAUUGCUGGAUAUACAUCAGGAGAAGUGAGGUUGUGGGACACUCGCACCUGGGACUACACAGCCCCCAUCCUGGAACCAAUGCAUGGUCCUGGUGAUGCUGGACCUCAGCCACAUGUCUCCUUUGUGAGGAUAAACAGCUCUCUGGCUGUAGCAGCUUAUGAGGACGGAACUGUUAGUGUUUGGAACCUGAUGUUUGGGCGGGAGCCAAUCCAUCGUUACCAGCACAAUCAGAGGAUACAGGCUUUAGCUCUUGCUUCAGAGGGUGCAACGGUAGCAACAGCAUCUGGCUUUGAGGUCAAAGUGGAAAGCCCUAAUGACAGAGGAUUCUGGCAAACUACGGCAACAUUUGAAAUCCAGAAAUUGGUCAACUUCCUUAAUCUGGUUCCAGAUGUUACGGGGAGUCCAGUGACCGUAGCAGCUGCAGAAGACAUUGUCUAUCUCCUGAAAGCAGAAGAUCCUGGCAAAAUUCUCCAUUCUGUCUAUGGUCAGCCUGUCACAUGUCUCGAUGUGUCUGCUCAUGAAGCAGCCUUUGGGGUCAAAACCUUUGGCUGGUUAUUGAAUGAGCCCAACCAGAUUCUUCUUUACAAUCUGGAAACAAGUCAGUGUCUGAAGAAGAUGGGCAACUCGAUAGGUGACUUUACGUGUGUCAACCUCCAGAACAGUCCUCCAAACAUGCUUGUUACAGGCAAUAAAGACAGAAGGGUCAGGGUAUUCGAUCUCCGCAAAAGCGAAUCUUUGUGCUCCCUCUAUGCCCACCAGUUAGGAGUGUCUGCGGUUCAGAUGGAUGACUGGAAGGUCGUCAGUGGAGGAGAAGAGGGCUUGGUCUGUGUGUGGGACCAACGGAUGGGCACCAAACUCUGGGAAGUGCAUGCCAGACAUCCAGUCCGCCAUGUAUGGUUUAAUUCUCAUAGCCUCAUCACUGCAAACAUCCCUGAUGAGAAAAGUCCCCGAGGCGCCAGCAUCACGGAUGAUGACCUUACUGCGCACCGCAAGCAUCGAGGAAUCAUUUAUGCCUACGAGUUCUCAGUGGACCAGUUGGCUGUAGAAAGCAUCCUUCCUAUUUGCCGCUCUUCCUACGAUGAAGUGACUGGUUACAACUACAACAUUGGCCUUGCAGUUCCCUAUGAUAACAUUUAGGUAAUUCACUUUACUUGGCUUCUGUGGUCCAGCCCUCUGCCAAGUACAUGGCCAAAGGCAAAAAGGAGAUCCACAUGGGACAAAUGCCAAAAAGAUGGCAUUGGCUGCAGGCACAUCAAAUGGGCUGAGCAUUUGCCGAAAACUUGGGGAUAUGAACCAGAACAGAGAGUGUGGCUGCCUUCGAGCAUAUCACUAAAAUAUGUUGCUGCGCAAAUGUUCAAAGGUCCACUAUGGUGGAAUGGAGAGACUGAAGACUGAAGGGGAACAGUAUGCUUCGGUGUAAACAAAAAUGUUCCUUCAUGCUGCUUGUGGGAAAAAUGCUGCUGAUCCCAUCUUGGCAGAGGACAUGGUCAGGAAGCGAGAGCCCCAAGUGGCAAACUGCUGAAGUGGUGGGAGGCUGGGAGCACAUUGAGGAAUUGAUGCCUGUCCUGAGAGGGGAAAAAAAAAAACCCCACCAAGGACUUGGAAAAAGCAUCUGGCAGAGCCACAUGUUUGAAAUUUCUUUCCUUGUAAUAAGCUGCUCAUUCUUCUUUUCCUUGGAGUGCAUCAGAAUGUGUCUAGGAACAGAACCGUGCACAAAAGGUUAUGGCAGUUGGGAGAGGGGAGUAUGAUGGAGAGAGGGAGGGGAAGGUUGGCCUUGGCCAGGCCGGAUGCUUGGAAACUCAGCAGGACACACGCAUCAAAAUUAUUUUAAAAUAAAUUAUUUUUUUAAGUCUCUCAAAUUCUGGAUUAAAUGUUUUGUAAUUGUA